UUUAAUUUUUUAAUACGUUGAAAACUUAAGUGAUUGUGAAAGUUCCUUAAAAUUUAAAAUUCAUUUAAUUUGUUAAGUUGUCUGCAAACAAAAUGUUAGUGAAAAAAGCUGUAUUUCUGUUGGCAUUAUUAUGCGUCAAUAUAUCCUUUGGACAUACCACACAGCGCCCUUCACGCUCUGCGGGUGGUGACGAUGACGGAAAUCCUUUAUUGGACAUGGCUUCGAUGUUCAUACAAGAAGCUUUAAAUAAUCAAAAUAAUAAUGGCGGCCGUGGAGGUGGUGGAGGAGGUGCAGCUGGUCUGGCUGGCAUAGCAUCUAUGGUGGGUUCCUUUAUGCAAGCCAAUAGCGGUGGACAGGGCAAAAGUGCUGGCGGUUCCGGAGCCAUGCAAAUACUUUCCGGCAUUGGCAGUCUGUUAGCUAGUGCUGGCAACAAUAAUGGCGCUCGUGGUGGUGGCGGUGGUGGUUUUGAUCCUUCCAUUAUAGGAAAUGUCAUUGAAAUGUUCACCCAAGGCGAUGACACAGAGGAAGAUAACAAUGACGGCCAACAUCAACAUCAAAAGCGUGAAUCUGAUUCUGGCAUCGAUUUGGGUUCUAUACUACAAAUCGCUUCGGCUUUUAUGGGUCAAAAUAAUGAGGCUCCCUCUCAUCACCACCAGCAAAAACGAUCAGCCAAUACAAAUUCGGCCACUCCUCAGCCCCAGGAAGACAAUGGCCUAAUGAGCCUUUUGCCCUUGGUUAUGCAAGCCGUCAGUUCAUUUGCUGGUCCCGAGGGUCAACAUACCCAAGAGAAACACAGAGAUCAUGCCUGGGUUUUGCCACCAUUCUUGGAACACUUACACGUUCUAUGGGAUCAUUUCUCGAAUUCUGAGUUGGCGGAUGCUCUAUACGAAAAGUCUGGUGUGAAUAAAAUAAUGAAGGGUUUCAAGAGUCGCGAUGGCAAAUUGGAUUAUGACAAGUUAUUUGAAUCCUUAAAUAAUCAAUCUUUCCGCAGACGUUGGAUUAAAUCUGCUACUCUAUAUUUAGCCGACUGGGCAAGUUAUUUGGCAAAUCCAGAAGUUUAUUUAAAAUAUUUCCAAACAGCACAAUUAAUGUUUAAUGGUUUCCUUAAAUCUCAAGGCUAUCCUAAGACUACAUUCUUCGAUCCCAGCCGUCCCAGCGAAACCAUUUCCAAUUUAAUGGAUCACGUUGCCAAACACCAUCUUAAUGUUAAAAUCGACUCCCGUCAAUAUGUUAAACCAGCUGUAGGCUAUGCAAAGGAUCUCAUGAAGUUGGGUCAGGCACGCGGUGUCUUGCAAUUCAAUGCCACUGAUAUAAGUGAUAAACUUACAGACACAUUGAACUUGGAGGUUAUUGAACCAGUUUUAAAAGUUCAUCGUGCCUAUAGAUAUGUAACGAAACAACCACACUGUGAUCGUUACGUAUUGUGUCAGCUAAAUGAUGCCGAACAGUAUUCAGCCGAAGAAUCUCGCGGCCUAAUUUCAGGUGUUAGUCCAAAAAUUGUUAAAGUUGGUAGUAUGGGUGCUGCUUUCUUCAUUAGCACUGAAACUGGAACACCAUUCUGGACAUUGUUCAGUGUCAUCACUACGGCAUCAAAUUGUGAGGUUAAAUAUCCUGUUGAUUGCAGUGGAUUCCAUGAAGGCGAAGCUAAAGUGACCACGGAAUAUAUACACAAUGAAUUGUAAUUGCCAGAGCGAGUGUGUAUUUCGAAUGUGUUUUUGUAACUUUUCAUGGUACUAUAUUCCCAGUUUAUUUCAAACCUUAAUAAAUGAUCUUAGUAGCAAUUUGUUUAUUUGGAUAAGUUUCAUAUUUGUGGUUUAAUUAAACAGAAAUUAUCACAAACUUGUAGGUUUUAAAUAUUUUAGUUUAUAUAUUUUUUACAUACAUACGACAUACAUAGAUUUUAGUUUUAAACAAUUGUAUUUUAAUUUUACGUAUUCUUUUUUAAAUGUGAAUUUCGUUUAAUCCAAUGUAUAUAAAUGUAUUUAGUUCUAUCUCAUAAUUUAAAAAGAUUUCAAAUGAAAUAAAUAUGAACUUAAGUAAAAUUAAAAAAA
Calliphora vicina (urban bluebottle blowfly) is the source of this 2051-nucleotide messenger RNA. RefSeq lists its product as uncharacterized. The transcript has 5 exons. Lineage: Eukaryota; Metazoa; Arthropoda; Insecta; Diptera; Calliphoridae. The record is from RefSeq and is a predicted model, not a curated record. The coding region runs from base 93 to 1682 and encodes 529 amino acids.